Molecule: messenger RNA, 2853 nt
Organism: Saprolegnia parasitica CBS 223.65
Lineage: Eukaryota; Oomycota; Saprolegniomycetes; Saprolegniales; Saprolegniaceae
Product: isoleucyl-tRNA synthetase
Exons: 9
Coding region: 1-2853 (950 amino acids)
Biological process (GO): isoleucyl-tRNA aminoacylation
Cellular component (GO): cytosol
Molecular function (GO): isoleucine-tRNA ligase activity; ATP binding; aminoacyl-tRNA deacylase activity
Source: RefSeq, a predicted model, not a curated record
AUGGCCCCGAAGCCACCCAAACCCGUCGGCGAUGUCGUUCGCAAGACGCUCAACCUGCCCAAGACCGAGUUCCCGAUGCGGGCGAACGCGACCGUGCGCGAGCCGCAGCUGCACGCGCGCUGCGUGACGCAGCUCUAUGCAGCCCAGGCGGCCGAGCGCUCGGACGCGCCGACGUUCCUCCUGCACGACGGGCCACCGUUCGCGAACGGGUCGCUGCACACGGGCCACUUUCUCAACCGCGUGCUCAAGGACAUGCUCAACCGGUACAAGCUCCAGCGCGGGUACAAGAUCGACUACAUUCCUGGCUGGGACUGCCACGGCCUCCCGAUUGAGAUCAAGGCGCUCGAGCGGCUCAAGGACACCAACCGUGACCAGAUGGACCCGGCCGAGAUCCGCCGCCACUCGCGCGAGCUCGCGCUCGAGGCCAUUGCCGCGCAGAAGAAGGAUCUCCAGCGCUGGGGCGUCUUGGCCGACUGGAGCGGCGCGCCUGGCACGGCGUACCACACGAUGGACCCGUCGUACGAAGUCAAGCAGUACGAUGUCUUCAAGAAGAUGUCGGAGCUCGAGUACAACGACGAGCACACGUCGCAGUCGGCGUACAUUCGCUUCCGCCUCAAAGCCCCCGCCGGUGUCCUGUCGGCCCACGCCGCCAACGCCACGAUCUCGGCCGUCAUUUGGACGACGACGCCAUGGACGAUCCCGGCCAACCGCGGUCUCUGCUUCCGGAGCGACUUGACGUAUGCCCUCAUCGAGACAGCGCCAGGUGCCUACGACCUCGUGGCACAGGACCUUGUCGAGACGUAUGCCAGCACGAUCUUGCAGCAACAUGACAUCAAGAUCGUUGCGACCUUCUCGGGUGCCGACGUCCUCGGCAACGUCUUUGCCAACCCGUUGGACGAGAGCGUCGACUCGAUUGCGCUUCUCGGCGGCCAUGUGACGACCGACGCGGGUACUGGCGUGGUGCACACGGCGCCGGCCCACGGCCAGGAAGACUACCAGGCGUGGAUGGCGCACCACGCGCAGUUUGGCACGGACAACAGCAUGACGUGCCUUGUCGACGGCAAGGGCAAGUACACGGCCGAGGCCGGUCCGCAUCUCGCGGGCCUCUUUGUACAGACCAAGGGCACGGCCGCGGUCCUCGAAGCGCUCAGCGCCAAGGCAGAAGCGCUCGUGCAUUCGGCCAAGCUCGUCCACCGUUACCCGUACGACUGGCGCACGAAAAAGCCGAUCAUUCUGCGGGCGACCAAGCAGUGGUUUGCCAAGCUCGAUACGCUGCAUGCGCUCGGCCAUGACGCACUCAACGACGUGGCCAUGCACCCCAAGUCGUCCCGCCGCCGCUUGGAAGCGACGCUCUCGAGUCGGAACGAAUGGUGCAUCUCGCGCCAGCGGGCGUGGGGCGUCCCGAUCCCCGUCUUUUACGAUGUGGAGACGGACGAGCCGCUUUUGACGACCGACUCGAUCGAACACGUGCAGCGUGUCAUGGCGGCCAACGGCGGCUCGGACGCGUGGUGGACGCUGCCGCUUACUGAGCUGCUGCCGCCCGGAUACGAUCCGGCCAAGUUCCGCAAGGGCAUGGACACGCUCGACGUGUGGUUUGACUCUGGCAGCUCGUGGCUCGCCGUUUUGGAUGGCCGCCCGGCCGACAUUUACCUCGAGGGCUCGGACCAGCAUCGUGGUUGGUUCCAAUCGUCGCUCCUCACGUCCCUUGCGGUGCAGAAGAAGGCGCCGUACAAGCAAAUCAUCACGCACGGCUUCAUUUUGGACGAGCGGGGGCAGAAAAUGUCCAAGUCCCUCGGCAAUGUCCUCGUGCCAAGUGACAUUAUUGACGGCAAAAAAAAGCAAAACAUCCCUGCGUACGGCGUCGAUACCAUGCGGUUUUGGGUCGCGACAACCGACUACACCAACCAAGUGUCGGUCGGCCCCUCGACGAUGGUCAAGGUCAGCGACAGCGUCCGCAAGGUGCGCAACACGGCACGGUUUCUGCUCGCGAAUUUGAACGACUUUGACCCGCGCACCGACAUGGUGCCGUACGAAGACUUGACGCCGCUCGAUCAGUACAUGCUGCACUUGCUCUCGGAGCUUCAGACGACCGUCACGGACGGGUAUGAGACCUUUGCGUUCAACAAGGUGCAGCAAGCGCUCGCGCACUUUAUUGCGACGGACCUCUCGGCCUUUUACAUGGAAGCGUGCAAGGACCGCUUGUACUGCGAAGCGCCGCAAUCCCCGCUCCGCCGGUCGACGCAGACGGUGCUGGAAAUGGCGCUCCGCACGAUCAACACGGCGAUCGCACCCGUGAUUUGCCACACGGCCGAAGACAUUCGCAUGCACCGCCUCGCACAGUACACCAAGCAGCUCAUCAACGACGUGCCGGGCAGCGUCUUCCUUGACGGCUGGUUCCACUCCGAGGCGCAAUGGCACAACCCGGCGCUCGCCAAGGACUGGGACAUCCUCCGCCAGCUCCGGUUUGAAGUCAACCGCGUCGUCGAAGCCAUGCGUGACGCCGGCGACGUCAAGACGACGCUCGAGUGCAACGUGCACAUCGGCGCAUCACCCGAGCUCCUCGCGAUCCUUGCGCGCGUCGAUGGCCGCGUCCUCGAAGACAUGAUGCUCUGCUCGGGCAUCACGCUGACGCCGCUGACCACGGACGCGUCCCACACGCUUCAAGUCGGCGACGCGUCGCUGCCGUUGCAUCUCACGGUGACGCUCGCGAGCGGCCACAAGUGCCCGCGCUGCUGGAAGUACUCGCCGGACGUUGACGCCGCCAUGACCACGCUCUGCGAACGCUGCGCCAUUGCGUGUGGCCAUGCGACCGUCGACGCGCUGGUUGACGCGCUCACGCCCAACGACGCCUAA